ACACACAUUAUGCGUCGUGGACCCACUUGCGGUCUAACGUCUAGAACGUAAAAGUUAACUCAAGCCAAGAAACGCAUGGCUGAUAUCAACCCAUCACCCACUCCGGAGCGAGCAAUCUACGGAUUCGUUCUUUAUCUUAGCUCCAUCUUCGGUUUUACACUGUAUGUUGUAUGGGCAUUUGUACCUGAGAAAUGGCUUCACAGCAUUGGACUGACGUAUUGGCCUCAGAAAUACUGGGCUCUUGCCAUUCCUACCUACAUCAGUGUGUGCUUCGUGUUUGUUCUGGUCUUUUUUGUGGCAUUCAAUCUCAUCACUGCGCCUUCACUUGAUUCAGUCAAAACUGUCACAGGUGACCUGACAAGACCAGUUGGUCCCGAUAAUGCUCUUCAGCCCAAGGCAGUUCCUGCACUGAGUGACAUACCAAUCAGUGAAGUCAACCGCCGUCUGUACCUGAAAAGAUGACCGUGGUCACACCUGGGGAGAAUCUCAUGUCUGAUGUGAUGGCAUGCUCGAGCAAAGAGGAUCAAGUUCAAGACAGUUCCUCAAUGUUGCUUGGUGUGAGAGGUGUGGGCUUCAAGACACUGCAGAUGACUGCUUGGAAUGGCAUGGUAAAACUAACCUCUUGAGGUGAUUCACUGAGGGUUAUAUUUUCACUGAAUAUUUAUAACACCUCUCCCAUAGAGUUUGUGUAAUGUAACAGAGAUGUUACUCACUCAAACAAAAGCCAAUACAAAUGUAUCCCAAUUUCCAAUUCAUUGAACAAUCAUGCAAGUAAUUGCUUUAAAUGCUUAUUAAGAAUACAGUGUAUGUGCUUUUCAGAGUGAAGGCACCAUGGGUACAUGCAGCUUUUUGAGUGCACAGUACAAUAGCACAGUUGAUGCCACAAGGUGUACUCGUAGUCAAGUCAGAAACAGUGGAUAGGGUGUUUUAAGAAGCAAUAUUGCACCUGUUGUUAAAAUGGGCAUGUACAUGUAUGUAUGCAGAUGAGUGAUUGUCGGUAGAGAAGAAAAUGUAUGUUACGUGAAAUGUCUGCUGAAGUAUGCAACUGUAUAAAUUAUAUGAGAAUUCUUCCAAAUUCAUGGCUGUCAACGUUCCAGAGCCACCAGUUAUGACUUGUACAAGUGUAUUCAUGUACAUGUAUUACUUGUUUAUGGAUUUAUUUUGAACAUAUUUAAUAACUACAUACAUGCACCUAUGUGGGUUUCUGCACUGACAUGUAUAUGUACAUGUAUCUUGCAUAUCACAUUCAAAGGAGUGAGGGAAUGAACUGUUGAGAGCAUUGGCCCCGACUAAACAACUUAAAGGACCAACUAAUCAUUGAUUUGAGAACAGAAACUAAAACUAAAUCUUAACAAUUCUUCAUUGUCGUUUCAUUGUGAGGGCCCUAAAGGAUCAGCUUUCACUGAACAGGUUACGGUACCAUAAUUAAAGAUCCCUCUAACUCAAUAAACAAAAAAUGAAAUGGUUCAAUGCGAACAAUGUCUGUACCUGGUUGGUGCCAGAGAUUGAAGGGGUGAUGACUUUCAUUUGGAGCUUUGUAUAUGUAUGUGUUUGGUUUGAUUCCCUUCAGGAGACUUAUCCAGUAACCAGAAUGAGAAGCCAGUAUGGCAUUGCUACCAUGUUCACCUGCAGGUAGUACUUGUACAGUAUAUGGUCAGGUUACCUUUCCCUUCAACCAGUGGUUUGUUGUGAAAUACAGACAGGAAUGUGCUCCCACUGCAGUAAUGGUAUCUACUUAGAUUCAACUACAGAUUGACACUGAAGUCUUCAGAGUAUAAAUGAUGAACUUUGACCAUGGGGACUUGCCAAAGUACAUGUACUAGUACUGAGGGGCCAUCUCAAGCCGGCCUUGUCUUUCCUCAGUUGCAUGUUGACACUCUACAAUC
This is a messenger RNA of Acanthaster planci (crown-of-thorns starfish), 1886 nucleotides long. RefSeq names its product phosphatidylinositol N-acetylglucosaminyltransferase subunit P-like. The record is from RefSeq and is a predicted model, not a curated record. Gene Ontology annotation, cellular component: endoplasmic reticulum. Gene Ontology annotation, biological process: GPI anchor biosynthetic process. Gene Ontology annotation, molecular function: phosphatidylinositol N-acetylglucosaminyltransferase activity. NCBI's taxonomy places the organism in Eukaryota, Metazoa, Echinodermata, Asteroidea, Valvatida, Acanthasteridae.